AAAUCCGGAUCCUUCCGCCCUUCCCUCACUGCUCUCAGAUCUGCAAGAUCGGUCUUUCCCGCGCCCCUCUCCAGUGACCUUCAAACGCUCUUGUCGCCCGAUAGGCUUUUAUAAAACGGGUUCUUCUCGAUGUAGGAGAAGCCUGUGGAGACCUGCAGUAAAUGUGUUUUAAAAACCAAAAGGUAACGAGGGGCCCGGAUAACUUGGCUAUCUUCCAGCAGGCAAACCACGGUUUUGUUUUUUUUUUUAAUCACGUGAUAGGCUGAAGCUUUCCAGCCAGGAUUUUAACUCGGGACUGAGAGAGGCGGGACUCCAUCGCCACUUCCGGCCCCUAGAGCGUGACUUAACGUCACUUCCUUAGCAAUGCACUUUAACCCUUGCCGUCCUCGUUUUCUGUGCUGCAGUUUAUAACCCAGUCAUAGCGAAAAAAGGACCUAACUCGUUCAUUAGCCACGCAACCAUUCACAUCCAAGCGACCUGCUAGGAUUCAAGACUGGCGAGAGGCGGCGUGGCUGGGGAGGAGAAGCAGGGUGGAGCUUGAGGUCACAUGACCAGGACGACCCGCCCCUUGCAGCUGAAGUCUUCCCCUCCCUCAGUGACAGAGCCUCUGGGUCCCGUGUAGGUACUGAUUCUGCUCUUCGCGCCCCGGCGGGUCAGGUGCGACAGGAGACCUGGAUUCGGUUCCUAGCACCUACACAGUGACUCACAACAGCUUAUAACUCCAGUUCCAAGAGAUCUGACACCCCUUCUGGCCUCUGCAGGCACUAGGGAAAUCAACACAAUGGAUUUCUCCAAGCUCCCCAAAGUAUGUGACGAAGAUAAAGAAAGCACAUUUGGUUAUGUACAUGGAGUCUCGGGGCCUGUGGUUACGGCCUGUAACAUGGCAGGUGCAGCCAUGUAUGAGCUGGUGAGAGUGGGUCACAGCGAGCUGGUGGGAGAGAUUAUUCGAUUGGAAGGUGACAUGGCUACCAUUCAGGUGUAUGAAGAAACUUCUGGUGUCUCUGUUGGAGACCCUGUACUUCGCACUGGGAAGCCCCUUUCAGUAGAGCUCGGUCCUGGCAUUAUGGGAGCCAUUUUUGAUGGUAUUCAGAGACCCCUGUCGGAUAUCAGCAAUCAGACCCAAAGUAUCUACAUUCCCAGAGGAGUAAAUGUGUCUGCUCUUAGCAGAGAUAUCAAAUGGGAGUUUACACCAAGCAAAAACCUACGGGUUGGUAGUCAUAUCACUGGUGGAGAUAUUUAUGGGAUUGUCAAUGAGAACUCACUCAUCAGACACAAAAUCAUGUUACCCCCACGCAACAGAGGAAGUGUGACCUACAUCGCACCACCUGGGAAUUACGACGCCUCUGAUGUCGUCCUGGAACUUGAAUUUGAAGGUAUAAAGGAGAAGUUCAGCAUGGUCCAAGUAUGGCCUGUGCGUCAGGUUCGUCCUGUCACUGAAAAGCUACCAGCAAACCAUCCUUUGCUUACUGGUCAGAGAGUUCUGGAUGCACUUUUCCCGUGUGUUCAGGGAGGAACUACUGCUAUUCCAGGUGCUUUUGGCUGUGGAAAGACAGUGAUUUCACAGUCGCUGUCCAAGUAUUCCAACAGUGACGUGAUCAUCUAUGUAGGAUGUGGAGAAAGAGGAAAUGAGAUGUCCGAAGUUCUCCGGGACUUCCCCGAGCUCACUAUGGAAGUUGAUGGUAAAGUAGAAUCCAUCAUGAAGAGGACAGCACUGGUGGCCAAUACCUCCAAUAUGCCUGUGGCUGCGAGAGAAGCCUCUAUUUACACUGGAAUCACACUAUCAGAAUAUUUCCGUGACAUGGGCUACCACGUCAGUAUGAUGGCUGACUCUACCUCUAGGUGGGCUGAGGCCCUCAGAGAAAUCUCUGGUCGCUUAGCAGAAAUGCCUGCAGAUAGUGGAUAUCCUGCAUAUCUUGGUGCCCGGCUGGCCUCUUUCUAUGAACGAGCAGGCAGAGUGAAAUGUCUAGGAAACCCUGAGAGAGAAGGAAGUGUCAGCAUUGUAGGAGCAGUUUCUCCACCUGGUGGUGAUUUUUCUGAUCCAGUCACAUCUGCUACUCUGGGUAUUGUUCAGGUGUUCUGGGGCUUGGAUAAAAAACUAGCCCAACGCAAGCACUUCCCCUCUGUCAACUGGCUCAUCAGCUACAGCAAGUACAUGCGUGCCCUGGAUGAGUACUAUGACAAACACUUCACAGAGUUUGUUCCUCUGAGGACCAAAGCCAAGGAGAUUCUGCAGGAAGAAGAGGACCUGGCAGAAAUUGUGCAGCUUGUGGGGAAGGCUUCUUUAGCAGAGACAGAUAAAAUCACUCUGGAGGUAGCAAAGCUUAUCAAAGAUGACUUCCUGCAACAAAAUGGAUACACUCCUUAUGACAGGUUCUGUCCAUUCUAUAAGACAGUGGGGAUGCUGUCCAACAUGAUUUCAUUUUAUGAUAUGGCCCGUAGAGCUGUUGAGACCACUGCCCAGAGUGACAAUAAAAUCACAUGGUCCAUUAUCCGUGAGCACAUGGGGGAGAUCCUCUAUAAACUUUCCUCCAUGAAAUUUAAGGAUCCUGUGAAAGAUGGCGAGGCAAGGAUCAAAGCUGACUACGCACAACUUCUUGAAGAUAUGCAGAACGCAUUCCGUAGCCUUGAAGAUUAGACUGUGUCUCUUUCCUCCUCCUCAGCAAGCUCAUGUGUAUAUUUCCCUGAAUUUCUCAUCUCAAACCCUUUGCUUCCCUAUUGUGCAGCUUUGAGACUAGUGCCUCUGUGUGUUAUCAUUUGUUUUGUUGUUUCUUUGGUAGGUCUUUAAAACAAACAUUCCUUUGUGCCAGUGUUUGAAGGGGCUCCCUGACCUUCAUCUGGAGUGGUGAAUGUAGUGCAUAUGGUACACAAUGGCUAUGCUACUGUAAACCUGUAUGUAAGGUGACUACCCCUUCCCUCAUCUCCAUUAAACUGUAAACAGGACUACUGCAUGGACUCUAUUGGGAAUGGAAGGCCAGAUCUCUGUACCUAUGGAUAGGUACUGAGGAAAUGACUCUGCAUUUGGAGUCAGACCACUUGCAACUUAGUGUUUUGUUGAGUAACUAACUGUUUUGCAAGAAAUAUUUCCAUUUAGAAACAUAAAAGAUUAAUGUUCCAAUUAUGCAUAGCUUCCCCAUUAUCAAUCAGGAGAGAUUAUGGGGCACUUGGGAACUAUUUUGUCUUUAUAACAGGCGUUUGCAAGGCUGAGCAUAAUAGAUAAAUCAGUUCCCUCUGAAAGUGUGAAAGAAAGAAAGAAAGAAAGAAAAAAAGAGCCAGGUGGUCAAACUUAAAUUAACAUCAUCUUGUUAAAGCAUAUUUUAUUUCACUGAGAGAAAUUCAAUAUCAAGGACUUUUAUAUACUCAAUUACCAAGAAAUCUUUUUUUAAGUACAAUUUAAAAAUCAUUGAAAAUGUGAUCCACAUCAUAGCCAUUCUUUUCCUCAAACUUAGGUGGACAAGCUUCUCAGAGUGGCAGUGGGAACUGGCAUGUCACAAAUAACGUAGUAGUGCUUACAGGCAGUUUGCCCCUGUAAGAACCAGCUGUGCUGUGGUAUUUCUUGGGGCCAGAGUGGCAUUAUUUUUACAAGGUACAUGUGUCAUAUGUUUGUUUGCUUGAUGAAAUUCUGAAAAACAGUCUACCAAUUGCAGAAAAUAUUACUUUUCUAUGUUUUUAUUCACUGGCUCAGAAAGCUUCUCAAAGGGUCUGUGGUCAUAGUAGCAUGACUGUAUCCAUUCUGUUGACAGAGAUGAAGUUAUUCUUGUAUUUGACUGGUAGCAAAAACUGGGUCAUAAAAAAAGGAAAAGAUCAAUUUUGUCUCACUGUUUCAGUAUGUUUAAAUAAUAAUUUCCAUGUUUGCAUAAUGAGGCCCAUUUCUGAGAGCUUGGAGAGCUAGCCCCCUGAUCACUCUCUGUGCUGAUAAUGCUGACACCAUACUUCCUCUUCAGGACAGGGAAGGGUAUUGAACAUGUCUGACACUCUCAAGUACACAAGUGUGAUAACAAAGUAUUUCUUUUAAGCCUUGGUAUGUUAUUUAAAUUAUUAGGUGGUACAUUUCUUUUGGUCUUUUGGGUAGACAUAGUCAGUCUACAGUUCAGACAUAAUGUGUAAAUCCUUGCACAGUGCAUGUCUUUACACAGUGGACUGCUGUUCCGGAAGGAUGCUCUUCCAGGUCACAUUUUAAAAACUGUUGAACAAUGUUGACAGAUGUGGAUUAUGCAAUGACUUGUUGAGAUAUGGAUUAAUGGUGCUGCUUAAUCAGUUUGCUUCCAAUGUGGCUUUGUAUCCAGAGGCCCCUGACUAGUGGAAAUGAAAAAGAUUUCAAAACCUUUCUACUUAGACCUACCAGCAAACUAGGUUUGUGAUCAGAGUGAAUGAUCCAAAGAAACUACUUGACCAAGUUUGUUUUUUGUUGUUCUGGAUUUGGGAUGUGCAUUAUUUCUCCUUUUAAGAAUAUUGAUGUAUGAGUGUGAAGAAGCUAGAGAAAUGUUGCUCAGAUCUCCACUGUAACUUUCCUUUUAUCCACAUUGUAGAGUUUUGGAUUGUUCACUGAUAGUGUUUCUUUAGUAAGGAUAUGUUAAAAUUCAGUGAUCUUUUAAAAAGAUUAUGCAGUUCUAUUUAUUGUGCUGUGCCUGGACAUGAGUGCAGCCAGUUAAACAAGUUUCAUAAGUAUUUUUCCAGUGUUAAAUCUCACACCUACACCCUUUGGAAACUUCCAUGCUGGACAACAAAUAGAAGAGGCCAUAUAAAUUGCCUCCUUAUCCUUAAGAUUUCACCGUCUUUAUGUCAAGAGUAAUGUAUAAUUAUUAAAAUCUAUGAAAAAUAAAAAGUGGAUUUAAA
This is a messenger RNA of Cricetulus griseus (Chinese hamster), 4833 nucleotides long. NCBI's taxonomy places the organism in Eukaryota, Metazoa, Chordata, Mammalia, Rodentia, Cricetidae. The record is from RefSeq and is a predicted model, not a curated record.